Molecule: messenger RNA, 780 nt
Organism: Cyanistes caeruleus (blue tit)
Lineage: Eukaryota; Metazoa; Chordata; Aves; Passeriformes; Paridae
Source: RefSeq, a predicted model, not a curated record
AUGGUGCUGAGGUUCCAGAUCACCCAGGAGAGUCCAGAACCUCAGCCCCAGCCAGGACCCCGCAGGAGAAGCCUCAGGACGCCCCGGGACACGCCCGGAUCCGGCUUUGCCUCAUCCCCAUCUCCCCUUUUUCCCGCAGGGCUCCGGGCGGCCGUGACCCUGCUGGAGUCCGGGGGGGACCUCCAGCCCCCCGGGGGGUCCCUGCGCCUCCUCUGCCGAGGGCAAGGAUUCACAUUCGGGAAUUUUGCGAUGUUGUGGAUCCGCCAGAAACCCGGGAAGGCGCUGGAAUUCCUUGCAUUGAUCAGAAAUGAUGGUGGCUACACCUGGUACGCGCCGUCGGUGCAGGGCCAGUGUCCCCCCCGGACUCCAGCAGGGUCACGGCCGCCCGGGGGGUCCCUGCGCCUCCUCUGCCAAGGACAAGGAUUCGAUUUCGGGAAAUUCACCAUGUACUGGGUGCGCCAGAAAUCCGGGAAGGUGCUGGAAUACGUCGCACAGAUCAGCAGUGAUGGUGGCAGAUCCUGGACCGCACCGUCUUUGCGUGGCCGGUUCAGGAUCUCCAGGGACAACGGGCAGAGCUCGGUGACGCUGAGCAUGAACAACCUCCAGGACGAGGAUUCCGGCGUUUAUUUCUGUGCCAAACGUUACAAUGAUGGUUACAGUGCUGGGGCUGCUUUUAUUGGGGACCAUCAUGGCCGUGGCCCCACCACCCAUGAUGGAUCCCAAAACGUCUCCAAUUUUUGGAGCCGGGGGCACAAGGCCGGAGCCAGCGGAGAUCGCUGA